Molecule: messenger RNA, 6051 nt
Organism: Dromaius novaehollandiae (emu)
Lineage: Eukaryota; Metazoa; Chordata; Aves; Casuariiformes; Dromaiidae
Gene: LRRC28
Product: leucine rich repeat containing 28
Exons: 11
Coding region: 203-1417 (404 amino acids)
Molecular function (GO): protein binding
Source: RefSeq, a predicted model, not a curated record
UGCGGCCGGGCCGCCGUCUCGCGAGAGUCGCGCGCGGUCUCGCGCGGCUGUGGCCCGCCCCCGGGUGCUUGGGCCGGCGUUGGCGCCGAGCGGAGGCGGCCCGGGGUCAGUGCCGCGGCGGCGCCGAGCCUGUGUCUGUUUCUUCUUGGUCGUGUUGUCUCUCAUCUCUGGAAGGAGAUUAUUUAAAGAAAAAAUUCGGCUGAUGGUGGAAAUAAGUGGGAAGAUUUCCUUUGAAGUAAGAGCCAAAACAGAAAAUGAGUCUGCUUUCAGAAGAUGCAGUGUACUAGAUGUGGUGCUUGGAACAGAAUUAGUCAUGGCAUCAGAACUGUGUAAAACAAUCUCUGAGGCAAAGCUGGAAAGGCACAAGAACUUGUUCUUAAAUUACCGAAAUCUGCAUCACUUUCCUUUGGAGUUACUGAAAGAUGAGGGGCUGCAGUACUUGGAGAGACUUUAUAUGAAAAGAAAUUCCCUGACCACAUUGCCAGAAAACCUUGCACAGAAGCUUCCAAACCUCGUGGAAUUGUACCUUCAUUCAAAUAACAUAGUUGUUGUACCUGAAGCCAUUGGCUCCCUCGUUAAACUGCAGUUUCUGGACCUAAGUGAUAAUGCCCUCGAAAUUGUGUGCCCGGAGAUUGGCCGCCUGAGAUCUUUACGUCACCUUCGCUUGGCUAACAACCAGCUGAAAUAUUUACCUGCAGAGGUCGGAGACCUGAGGGAGCUGCAAACACUGGACAUUUCGACCAACCGCUUGAUAACUUUACCCGAAAGGCUGCAUAUGUGUCUCUCGCUGCAGUACUUGACUGCAGACCGCAAUCACCUGUGGUGCGUUCCCCGCCACCUGUGCCAGCUGCCCAGCCUCAACGAGCUGUCCAUGGCUGGAAACCGCCUCGCCUUUCUGCCGCUCGAUUUAGGUCGUUCUCGGGAGCUACAGUAUGUUUAUGUGGAUAACAACAUUCAUCUGAAAGGGCUUCCGUCUUAUCUGUAUAAUAAAGUCAUUGGUUGCAGUGGUUGUGGCUCUCCAAUUCAGGUUUCAGAGGUGAAACUGCUCUCUUUUUCAUCGGGACAGUUAACUGUGUUCCUGCCAGCAGAGGUGAAAUCUAUAGGGACAGAAACGGAUCACGUGCUGCCAUUGCAAGAACUGGCCAUGAGGACACUCUAUACCACCUACUGCAGGCUUUUAAAAGACUUGAACUUUCUGACUCCAAUCUCAUUACCCAAAAGCCUCUUGGAAUUGCUGCACUGUCCCUUGGGACACUGCCACCGUUGCAGCCAGCCCAUGUUUACCAUUGUCUACCCAAAGCUCUUUCCCUUGAGGGAAACUCCAAUGGCCGGAUUGCAUCAAGGGAGGACAACUGUUAGUUUUGUGGCAUACUGCUGCUCCACCCAGUGUCUGCAGACUUUUGACCUACUGAGUUGAUAAACACUUAAAACUACUCAGGAGCGCUGCCAGCUUAAAGCUGCAUUAGACUGCAUAGCCCGUUGGUACUGGAAUACUGUGUGCGUGCGUGUGUGCCAAAGCAGCCAAAGUGCCCAUUUAGGAACACGGAGAGGCACUUAAUUCCUGCCCUGUCAAAGUUGGAUGAACUGCAGAAACUUUUCGGAAGUGUAAAUACCAGGCUUUUACAAGUAUUAACUUCUCUCUCCUCCAAGACAGCAUACAAACCAAAUAAAUGUCCUAUCUCCAGAUUUCCAGUAUUUUUCAAGUGUGGCAGUUUUCAAGUGAGGCCGGUUCUAACAGUGUUCAACUGAUCUAUAAUUAAAAAAAAAAAUACAUAUCCAUUUCUGACAAGCCAGUUUUCAAUUAUUAUCCCCCCCCCCCAUCCUCUUCACCCUACAGUGGGAUACAGGUGUAUAGAUCUAAACGGAGAGAAAGCUUUGAAGGAUCACAGUGACUCUCUCAUAGAACUUGGCUUUAUUUUCUCCCACUCAUCUUAAUAGUUUUCCCAAUACAGUGAGCCCAGUUAUAGACUGAAUCUUUGUUAGCUAACUGGUACUUAAAUCUGUGUGUUCAAAGCAGGUCUGUCUUUCUGAUAUCAUUACAAGCCACACUGAUUUCCUUGGAAUAAUGAGGAUAUGUGCAGAGACUGAAGAACCUGUUUCGGUAACAAAGGCCGAUACUGAUGUCUACACUAAGUGGUCUUGCUCCAGCAUGUUUGGGGGAUGUGUUUUCUUUAUUUUAAUCUUGGGCUUUUAUAAAACACUUUCCCUCUUGCUUCUUUGAGUUCUUCAGGGGGAAGAAGACUUUAAAUACAAAUUUCCCUUGAGGAAAAUAGUAAUAUGAUGGUAAAUACUUAUUUAUUAUUUUGGUAAGUGCAGACUGUAGACCUGCAAAGAGCCAAGGAGCUGUUUUCCAUCCUUUUCUUGGUUCACCAUUUGGCUGAUAUCUAAAAGAGGUUCAUUUGAGUGUCGUAACCUCAGAGAAAGCUGGAAAAGGGGGAAAAGUAUGUAUAUGUCCAUGUGUAGGCAUAUAUGCAUACAUAGGUAUCUUCACAAAAGGGCUGUAACAUUUGUUUUAGCAUGUUAAUAGUAGAUUUAGCACAAAAUUCCACUCAUCAUCAUCUUUGUGGGAAUCCAUUUUUGUUUGAUCAUGUUCAUUUUAAAUAAAGGACAAAGGAUGGAAAAAAGGCCCAAAAUGUUUGCAUAACUUAAAUUUUUAAUUUUACAGUGAAACGACUUAUAUAAAAUCAGCCCCUCUUGGUUUGUUUUGGAAUAUAUACAUUUUUAAUACAAUGUCUUCAUGAUUUAUUCUUAGGUAUAAACCACAAGUUGAUUUAACACCAUGUUCUGCUCUGUGCAGUAGUUAGUUACAUGCUGAAAUAGAUAUGAAUGAAACAGUUUGUUAUAAAAAUGGCAAGAUAAAGAGGCGUAUUUGGUAGUAUAUUAGCAUAUGUUGUGGUGAGGUGCACAUAUUUUGAAGGGAGGAGGCACUAAAAUGUUUUCCUUUUGCCAAAGAAGCAUUUGUUCCUGCUGCAAGCUUCCUGGCAUCUCUUCAAUACAUAGAGUAUCUUAAGAGCUUAAAAACAGUACCAAAAAGGCAGUUUUGGGGGGUGAAAUUUUUAGGUUGUGCGUGUUACUUGUAAAAGCUGUGCUGGUUUUACUGGGUUGGUUUCAGAUAGUUGAAUUAGCAUUAAGAAAUGUAGAGCUUAAUCCUUCAGGAAUGCAAGUAUCAUCUACAUUUUAAGAAUUGUGAAACUUUCUAAAAUAAAUCCCAUUUAAUAAAACUGCUUUGCAGUAGGGGAAAGAGCCCUGUCCAAGCAGACUUUGUACUAUUGGAUUUCUUACUCUCUGUUACUUCACUAAUUUCUUUCAAUUUUGGUAUGCCCAACAGGCCUUCCUACCAGGUGGGGAUUACUAUAGAAGCUGCAAUAUGAAUCUUCAGCUGUUUUCUUUUUCUGCAGUGCUACAUAUUUGAGGUAUAAAUUGCCCAUGUUCAAUAUAUGCCUAUAUCAGAAAUGUGCAAGUGUAGUACAGAAACCAGUAUUUUAAUGGAUGGCACAUGCAGAUGUCAUUAAAUGGUUUAAUUUGCCCUACAGUCAUAUGUCAUGUGUUUUUAGCUUUUGGAAUAGAGCAAUUGUGAAUUGGCCCAGCAUUUGAAAAGGCGUGUAUUGGUAAACAGAAAAAAGAAAUAUGAAACACACCCAUUUUAAAGUGGCACCUGAUUCCACACACUAGUCCUUCCCUUAAGUAAAAUACUGUUGGACUGAAAAUAAUCCUGCAAAAUACUCUGAUAAAAAAAGGAUUGUAGUAUUACAUGUAUUAAUUAUUGGUGCAAUAUUCUGAUCAUGACUUUUCAGUAUCAUUUUUAUUGUGGUUUCCUCUGUUCUUUGGAGGAGAUAUAUUGUUGGCAGUUUAUUUUACCUUUUUUUUAUCAUUAGCAAGUCAUAGACUUUGUUUAAAACAAAGUUUAUUUCUGAAUUCUGUCUGUGAAUAGUAUUUUGGAGUUAAAUCUUUUGGUCAGUUAAAAGGCAUAGGCUUUUGUUUUAUUAAGAAUCAAACAGUAAGAGUGGGGCUUGACUUUUUUUUUUUUUCCCCACAAUCUAAUUGUUUUUUUAUUGGCUUCAUAUCAGUGUCUUUAUUAUUGUCUGCAAGUGCAGUUCAGCAGAAGAAAUUCUGAUUUGUUCUAUAAGCAGGAUGAAUCUUAACUAACAUUUUGAUAGAUGAUAUAUUGGGAAUGGAAUGUUCAAUGAAUAAAUGACUUAAGCAUGCAAUUGACACUGAAAUGUCAUACCCUAUGUUUUUUAAAAGAAGGAAGAAGAAAGACAAUAUAUAGACUGAAAAUGUAGCUUAAAUUCAUGUCUCUGUUUUUGAUACAAACUGUUUGUUUGUAUUCAUCUGUAUCUUUGGGUGGCAUUGUUCUAAAUUAAAAUAACUCCCUUCUCACUUGUCCAAAUUUUUCUAAUGUUGUUCUACUGUAACAGUAUUUCAUACUAGCUAAUGUGAGGAGCCAGCUAUGCAAGUUGCACAGAGGGGAGGGAGCUUGCUGAUGAUUGAACUGUGCGUCACUAGUUUUUUCAAUGUGAGUUCACGUACUUUGUGACUUCUCUUUAAUGCAUUUACUUCUAAGUAAGCUUGAUUGAUUGCUCUUGUUGGUCAGGUCUGUUCAUUUUGAAAUCAAUUUCUUCUUGAGUUUCACAGAACCUGGUGCCAGCAGUAUAAAGAAAAUGACCAUUUCUGUAUGUAAAAAUAGAUCUUAACUCUUUGCUUAGGAUGAGAGUGGGGGAAGUUUCUGAUUUUUUCUUUUUUACCAGGAAUUAUAAGAGGAUGGGUGCAGAAGAAGAAAGGUUAUAAAGGUUUUUAACUCAUCAAUAUUUCUAUAAAUUUUUUCUAAGAUUAACUCCUAAUGCAAUUUAGGGAGCACAGGCAUACUUUUUAUUUGUUGUGGUAACAGGCACCUCGUUAAUAAUAUUGAAACCCUACUGGGUUGUGCUUACAGAGAUAACUUUUUGUUUUACCAUGAAGGAAAUGGAGGAAUCUUUAGCUUUGUUUAAAAAUUCUACUUGAGCAGUUUUAUACUGGACAUUGUUACUUUUGGAAUAUUGUACUUUGGAACCUUCCUGCUACUCCCGCCAUAGAGGAUCAGAAAUACAAAUGUCCUUUCCUGUGCAAAAACAAGCUCUAAUAUUAAAGAAGUGAGUAUUUUUCUGUUUUGGCCUGAUAUUUCUAUUGGGCUUUUAUUGAAGUUCAUUACAAACCUCCUAUUUACUUCGUUGUGAUGAGGUCAAGAUCUUAUACUGAGCAGAGUGGAGCUGUUUAUUGCCAAGUUGGCUGCAGUUCUUAUAUAUCAAAUUCUGCUGAAUCCCUUUUUCUGGCAAGAAGGGAGGACAAGACUGUUGUAAUCUCCUGUGUGGUAACAGUUUGUCAGGUUUUACUGACAUCACAGCCAAGUUGACGAUUGGAGAGUGACAGAACUUUCACUGGAGAAGGUGACCUUUUUUUUGUUUGUGAAGGCCUCUGAGGCCCCAUCAGAGUACCACUGAUAACAGAAGAACCUUUGCCUCGAUGUCAGUGGAAGCUGGAUCAAGUCUUAAUUGACGAGAGAGAAGAAUGUGUUCUACCGUCACGGUAUUUCUUGCAAAAGUUGGGACAAUGAGACUGAAGUCCAUGCCUGUUGUUAGGCAACCUUUCUAUCUGCAGCUGAGCUUAUGUAAUUCCAAGAUGUAAUUGUCUUUGCCUCUUAUUAGUACUACUCACAUUAUUGCAAAAUGUUAGCGUUAAUUUGUGAUGGAAGAGGCUGAGUAAAUUGAAUCCAGAAUUUUUAUUACUUUUUUGUAUUACAGACCUAUUUUGUAAGAGACCAAAGGUCUGGUGGAAAGAAAUGGCAAGAUUCAUGUGAAGUCUCCAUUGUUUUUGCUACAUGUGCCCUUCUUUGGAUUACAGUUUGAGCUUGGAUUACAACUGAGUUCAGUCUGUCUGUCGAAAGCAUAUAUGUAUUGCUUUUAGCUCUGUAUUAACCAAAUGUCAACUAGUGUGAAAGUAAGCCUGCUAGAUGUUUUAUUUAUAGUAGUGCAAUUUAUUGUAUGUGUUUGUUAAUAAACUAUAUUUUUGGAUAGA